AUCUUCUUCGCUUCUCACCUCCGCCGUCGCUUCUCACCGGUCAGCUCUGAACAACCAAACCAUGGCCACUCAAGCUGCUGCUGCCUCUUUCAAUGGCAACCUUAAGAAAGCUGUGGCAGGUAUCAAGCGUAUCAAUCUCGAUGGUCUUCGUUGGCGUGUUUUUGAUGCCAAAGGCCAGGUUCUCGGUAGACUUGCUUCUCAGAUAUCUACUGUCCUUCAAGCCAAAGAUAAGCCUACUUAUUGUCCUAACCGCGAUGAUGGCGAUAUUUGCAUUGUUCUCAAUGCUAAGGAUAUUGGCAUCACCGGCAGAAAGCUCACCGACAAGUUCUACCGCUGGCAUACUGGGUACGUUGGGCACCUGAAAGAACGGAGUCUGAAAGAUCAGAUGGCCAAAGACCCCACCGAGGUCAUCCGCAAGGCUGUCUGGCGCAUGCUUCCAACUAACAAUUUGCGUGAUGACAGAGAUCGGAAGCUGAGGAUAUUUGAAGGCAAUGAGCAUCCUUUUGGGGACAAGCCACUUGAGCCAUUCGUGAUGCCUCCUCGUACAGUGAGAGAGAUGCGACCACGCGCAAGACGUGCAUUGAUCCGUGCCCAGAAGAAGGCAGAGCUGGCAGAAAAUGGUGGAACGGAGGUAAAGAAAGGCAAGAAGAGGACUCCCUCUCAAGUAACUGCGUAGAAGAAAUGCCUUCAGAUUGUGAACUUAGUAAUGUGAUUCGUCUUAUAUAAUAAGCAACGAUCAUAAUGCAGGCGUGGAUAAUAAGCUUGUAAGGUUUUCUAGUUUCUUGUUGGUCACUUAACUUUUGAAUUUGAUAAAAUUUGCGAAUAGAACAAGAUAUCAUAAAAGUGGCGAUGAUAAAACAUCCUUGUCUCA
Brassica rapa (field mustard) is the source of this 871-nucleotide messenger RNA. Its product is annotated as 50S ribosomal protein L13. Gene Ontology annotation, molecular function: mRNA binding; structural constituent of ribosome. NCBI's taxonomy places the organism in Eukaryota, Viridiplantae, Streptophyta, Magnoliopsida, Brassicales, Brassicaceae. Gene Ontology annotation, biological process: negative regulation of translation; translation. The record is from RefSeq and is a predicted model, not a curated record. Gene Ontology annotation, cellular component: ribosome; mitochondrial large ribosomal subunit.